CUGGCGCUGCAGCUGCAGCCACGCCAGCCCUGUGCCGAGGAGCUGCUGGAGGCACGGCACCGGGCCAGGGAUGGGCAGAGCUGCCUGGAGCUGCUGCGGGACCCGGGGAUGCAGUGUGGGGCAGCUGCUGACUGCAUAGAUCUGUACCGGGACACACUGGACAUCCCCGAGGACAUGGGGGGCAAGGACACAGCCCCCCCAGCACUGUGGAGGGACCCUCAGGACGUGCCCAUGAGGGGCUGGGGACACUGCAAUGAGCCGGAGCCUUUGGGCAGUGCUGAGCCAGACACCUCUCACCUCUUCCUGGAGCAGGAGUUUGCAGGGGGCAGCAGAAGCCCCCAAGUGCUGGGGGAACCCCAGGAUUGCCCCCAGGAUGCCCCGGAGCUGCCUUGCUACCAGCUGCACUCGUGCCUGCGCCGGGGCACGCUGCCCUCGUACUGCUGCAGCACCUGCCGGCAGCUGCACACAGGAGGCUGUGCCACAGGCCGUGCCUGCCGCAGCCGGCACCACGGGCAGGAGCUGCGCGGGGAGCGCCAGCAGCGGCUCUGGCUGCAGCGCACGGAGCUGGACAUGCUGCUGGCCGACGGCUCUGGACCCCACUCCUAAUACUGCUGGUGGAAGGGCACAGGAGGGGCAUGGCCACUGCCUGGCCCCUGCAGCAGGAAGGGAACAGGAACAGCCACGGCUUGGCACAAGGAUGCUGGACUCAUCAACCCCCCUGAGAUGGCAGUGCCUGUACUGGGCUCUAGGAGGAGAGGCCCUGCUCCAGCCCCAGUGCUCCCACUGUAAAUGACUCCAUGCAUCAGUAAAGCAGCUGCCUCAGU
Manacus vitellinus (golden-collared manakin) is the source of this 824-nucleotide messenger RNA. It is a transcript of the gene SPATA2L, whose product is annotated as spermatogenesis associated 2 like. The annotation marks the transcript as partial. NCBI's taxonomy places the organism in Eukaryota, Metazoa, Chordata, Aves, Passeriformes, Pipridae. The record is from RefSeq and is a predicted model, not a curated record. The transcript has a single exon.